AGUGCAUUCUUGUGAGCUGGCGUAGCAUGGUGACAAAGAGACUGAACUACCAAGUAGAUCUCUGAAUAUGAAAACACAGCUAGAGGAAAACUGCACCAUGGUGACAGAGUUUGUUCUCUUUGGUUUCUCUGUAAAUCCAGAGCAGCAUUUUCCUCUCUUUGGAGUGUUCCUUGUGGUCUACAUCAUUACCCUGAUGGGGAAUCUGGGCCUGAUUCUGUUAAUACAGCUCAGCACCCGGCUUCACACACCCAUGUAUUUCUUCCUCUGCAACUUGUCUGUUGUUGAUAUCUGUUACUCAUCAGCCAUCACCCCAAAGAUGCUCGUGGGCCUUCUAGCAGAUGACAAAUCCCUCUCCUUCAAUGAGUGUUUUGCUCAGCUCUACUUUUUUGUUGCUUGGGUGUGCACAGAGUGUUUCCUGCUGGCCACAAUAGCAUAUGACCGUUACAUGGCCAUCUGUAACCCACUGCUGUAUUCAGCUAUCAUGUCCCCAAAACUUUGUGUCCUCUUGAUUGCUGGCUCAUGUUUCAUUGGUUUCACAAAUGCAAUGAUUACAGUGUGUUUUUUAAGUAGGUUGCGUUACUGUGGUUCUAAUGUCAUCAACAUUUUUUUUUGUGACACGCCUCCCCUUUUAGCCUUAAGUUCUGAUAGACGCGUCACAGAAACGAUCAUUUCCUUCCUAGCAGGAGUCACCACAGUCGGGUCCCUAAGCAUCAUUCUCUUCUCCUACCUAUUUAUUUUGUUGGCCAUCCUCAAGAUCCGUUAUGCUCAAGGCAGGUACAAGGCCUUCUCCACAUGUACUUCUCACCUUACCGCUGUUACCAUCUUUUAUGGGACUCUGAUAUUUACAUAUUUGCGCCCCAACACAAGCUACUCCUUGGGCCAGGAUCAAGUAGCAUCUCUAUUCUACACAGUGGUGGUCCCAAUGAUGAAUCCUGUGAUCUAUAGCCUGAGGAACAAGGAAGUGAAGGAAGCUCUCAGGCAAUCCAUGAAAAUGAAAUUAUCUUUGUCAUAAUUUACAUAAGAAUACGUAGCAGACACUGAACAGGACAAUUAUGAAGCAAAAAUGAAAUGACAUGAACUAGUGUGCAUCAUGUAUGUCAUUCAAAGUGCAUAAAAAGAUAUUGCAUAUCUGAUU
Pogona vitticeps (central bearded dragon) is the source of this 1135-nucleotide messenger RNA. The record is from RefSeq and is a predicted model, not a curated record. NCBI's taxonomy places the organism in Eukaryota, Metazoa, Chordata, Lepidosauria, Squamata, Agamidae.